Molecule: messenger RNA, 1095 nt
Organism: Aspergillus nidulans FGSC A4
Lineage: Eukaryota; Fungi; Ascomycota; Eurotiomycetes; Eurotiales; Aspergillaceae
Product: carbon-nitrogen hydrolase family protein
Exons: 4
Coding region: 1-1095 (364 amino acids)
Source: RefSeq, a predicted model, not a curated record
AUGUCCCCAGUCCUCAAGAAGUACAAAGCCGCCGCCGUCAACGCUGAACCCGGCUGGUUCGACCUUGAAGAGUCCGUUCGCCGGACCAUUCACUGGAUCAACGAGGCCGGCCGGAAUCGCUGCAAACUGAUUGCCUUCCCUGAGCUCUGGAUCCCCGGUUAUCCCUAUUGGAUGUGGAAAGUCAACUACCAGGAAUCUCUCCCGCUAUUGAAAAAGUAUCGCGAGAACAGCCUUCUCUCCGACUCGGAGGAGAUGCGACGUAUCAGAGAAGCCGCGCGGGCCAACAAGAUCUACGUGUCUCUCGGCUACUCCGAGGUCGAUCUCGCGAGCCUGUACACCACUCAGGUGCUCAUCUCACCGGCUGGGAAUAUCCUCAACCACCGCCGCAAGAUCCGCGCCACGCACGUUGAGCGUCUCGUGUUUGGAGACGGCACCGGCGAUACUACUGAGUCUGUUGUCCAGACUGAGAUCGGCCGGGUCGGACACCUCAACUGCUGGGAGAACAUGAACCCGUUCAUGAAGAGCUACGCGGCCUCGCUUGGUGAGCAGGUGCACGUUGCCGCGUGGCCGUUGUAUCCCGGCAAGGAGACGCUGAAGUACCCUGACCCCUAUACUAAUGUCGCCGAGGCGAACUGCGAUGCGCUUGCUAAUGAGUUGCCCCAGCUUGUCACACCCGCCUACGCGAUCGAGACUGGCACCUACACCCUUGCCCCAUGGCAAACUAUUACUGAGGAGGGCAUCAAGCUCAACACGCCCCCAGGCAAGCCGCUCGAGGAUCCCAACAUCUACAACGGACACGGCCGGAUAUUUGCCCCGGACGGCCGGAAUCUCGUUCCUCACCCUGCCAAAGACUUUCAGGGUCUUCUCUACGUGGAUAUCGAUCUUGACGAAAUUCACCUUACCAAGUCCCUUGCUGACUUUGGCGGGCACUACAUGCGCCCCGACCUCAUCCGCCUCCUCGUUGACGGUAACCGCAAGGACCUUGUUGUCUCUGAGGACCGCAUAAACGGAGGUAUCAAAUAUACCAGCACCAUGGACCGCGUUGGUCUCACCAAGCCUUUGGAGGCGCCGAAGCCUACUGACCAGAAAGAGUAA